Messenger RNA from Pygocentrus nattereri (red-bellied piranha), 8259 nucleotides. RefSeq names its product zinc finger protein 236. Gene Ontology annotation, molecular function: RNA polymerase II cis-regulatory region sequence-specific DNA binding; DNA-binding transcription factor activity, RNA polymerase II-specific. The transcript has 33 exons. Lineage: Eukaryota; Metazoa; Chordata; Actinopteri; Characiformes; Serrasalmidae. Gene Ontology annotation, cellular component: nucleus. The record is from RefSeq and is a predicted model, not a curated record. Bases 1952 to 7558 code for a protein of 1868 amino acids. Gene Ontology annotation, biological process: regulation of transcription by RNA polymerase II.
GCGCGGAGAGCUCGAGCAGCGAGCAGGUGGAGGUCCCGCGGCGGGUUUAUCCGCCGCCGGCUCCCGACUUCAUUUCGUGGGGCUCUCGGUGUUUCCAGAGUCGCCACUGCGCUUAGCCGCAAGCUAACGCUGGCUAACACAAACCUAAUGGCCGAUACAGAGAGAGCCGUGCGGCGCAGCGCUAACAGAUAGCCGACGCGAAGCUAACCGAAAGGUCCAGGGCGGCUGUGAACCGACCCUCAAGCCGAGCUCACGCUGUCUGACCGCGCUGUCCUAUCUGAGCCUGGCCGGCUUCUGAACUAACCAACUCCGCGAGCUUCUUAACUUAUUUUGAUAAGAUAUCAGCACAGCUAAAACAGCUAACGGUAGCGGUCCCUCUUGGUUCGAACAGUAGUUAAACAGCCAGUGGUAGUCGGUUCGGUGGCUUAAAGCCCCGCGGUAGGAGAAACUCGAGUCACACGUCAGUGUUUACUCAAUACAACUCCUGACCUGUGUGGUUUGUUGAUAGCAGCUCAGGCAUGUUUACUAAAUUUAGUGAUUAGAAAAGCUAAAUCAGCGAAGACUUUGGCAGUUCACUACAGAAGAAACCUAGGUCAGGUCAGGUUAUACCCCCUGGGUUCUGCGUUCAGGUCACUGUACUGUCCUUCAGCUGAAAAUCCAUAGUAUAGUGUUGGUCAUGGCACUGAUUGAUUGUAGGUGAUGUCCUGUACACGAGCAGCACUGAUGUGGUGAACAUCACGACCAACACAUUCCAUAAAACCACAAAAACCCCUAAGGCCAACCUAAGCUCCUGCUGGAGUAUAGACUAAAGCGUUCAACAUAAUGGUGUUAUUGAGGCCUUAAUGUUAUGAGGUUGUAUAUCCGGUGAUUAUUUUAUGACAUGUGGUCUAGAAACAUUUCCCCUGGUGGGAAAGUUAAUCAAAUAAAAAAUGAUGGAGUGUCACCGACGUGAGAAGAGUUAAAGCUGUUCUUCCCACAGUUUAGAGUCAGCUAGUAUGUAGUGAGCUUAUUAAAGAUCCACUUUGCACCUAGUUUGUGAUUUUGUACAAGAAAAAUAAUCACUCCUGAUUUCUCUCGAGACUGUGUUGAGGCUGUGUGCACAAAUGCUUAAUUUUCUGGUGAUGCACACUUGAUUUCUCAGUGUUUGGUUUAAGGUUAGCUUUUAGGUUGAAAUUGAAAGUCAGUGUAAACAGGAAAUCAUAGCAUAUAUCUUUACCGUGAGUUGUUUCCAAGUUAAACGUGGCAUCAGGGAGAGUCUCUCAGCUCCCUGAGUGUUUAGCCCAUAGCUGGAUGUGGUGGGAGAGGGAGGUAGAUCACGAUACUGGCAGGUUUGGGAUGUAACGCAAUAAAAGUAUUGGCAUUAACUUGUCAGAAUAAAGAAAUUAAGUAUCUGAGUUCCGUCCAAGUUACAUUUUUGAAAAAGCUGUAUUGAGAAAAUCGUUACCUUUUAGGUUUUUUAGGAGAAUACUUUCACCCACUAGAUUAUACAUGUCGUCUUAAAAAGAAACACCAUCACUGCUUAUUUAUUAACUAUUUAAAAAUUAGUGCACGGUGUGUAAAAACAUACCGUAAAGUAGAACUCAAAGAAAGGCUUCUUUACAAAGACAAGUUUCUGUUCAAGCCAUAGUAGACUGAGGGAUCAAUGUGAAGAGCCAGUUACUGAUCUCAGCAUUACUAAACUCUUUUGAGGGCUGAUGGAACUGAUCAUUUCCUUGGCAGUGGGCUGGUCUCAAGUGACGAGCUCAACAUCGGUGUACUGGACUCAUGUUUACUUGCAUGUCAUUGUCAACUGCAAAUCACAUAGCUACCCACUUAAUAGUCAAAUUUGUGAGAUUUUGUUACUAGGAUAUGAUAAAUUGUUUACCUUCUCAGACGACAGUGGGAUUAUGGAAGCACAGGAGGACUGAAGCAGGCAUUGAAAGCUUUUUAAAAUUACUUUUUAAAAAAAUACAUGACUGAGUGCUUUUAUGACAAUACGGCCAGCCAUCACAGUUUUUUCAUUUUGACCAAAAUAAAAGAUGGAAGUGAUGAGUUGAAGGCUGAAACGUUUUGUGGUGUGGAGUACAGAUGCAACAUCUGCUCUCAAAUCUAUAGCACAGAAAACCAGUUACAGAGACACCACCGCGAUCAUGAAGCUAAUGACAAGCCUCAUCGUUGUGACCUCUGCCCUCAGUCCUUUAACGUGGAGUUUAACCUCCGGCUUCAUAAAUCCACCCACAACACCUCUGACCCCACCUGUCCUGUGUGUGAUAAAAAGUUCUCCAGAGUGGCCAGCCUGAAGUCCCACAUCAUGGUGCAUGAGAAAGAGGAGAACUUUCUGUGUUCGGAGUGUGGAGAUGAGUUUAUCCUUCAGAGCCAGCUCUCCCUGCACCUGGAGGAACAUCGGAAAGAGCUUUCUGGAACCAAGGUGUACACCUGCAGGACCUGCAGUAAAGAGUUCACCUCAGCCACUCUGCUGAAGGAACACAUGAAAACUCACAUCAGGAUCAGACCUAUCUUGAGCAGUUUGAGAAACUACAAGAAGAAUAUUGAUCGGAGUGGCUUCACCAACACGUGUCAUCACUGUGGAAAAACAUUUAAAAAACCCAGCCAGCUUGUUCGACACAUCCGCAUUCACACAGGAGAGCGGCCGUUUAAGUGCACCCACUGUGGAAAAGCGUUUAACCAGAAGGUGGUGCUGCAGACCCACAUGGUGCGACAUACUGGAGAGAAACCACAUCUGUGCAUGCUCUGCCCUGCGUCCUUCUCACAAAAAGGAAACCUGCACUCGCACGUCCAGAGAGUACACUCUGAGAGUUCAGGUGGUCCUGUGUACCCAUGUAUGGACUGCAGUUGUGUGUAUAAGAAGCUCGGCAGUUUAAAUGCUCACAUCAGUAAAAUGCACAUUUCCAUCAUGGAGGUGGAGGAGCCGGCCAGCACACAGGACGGGGUGGAAUCUGGGCAGGGUGGAGCAGCUGAGGCAGCGGAGGGGGUCACUGAUGUCAUUCAGCAGCUUCUAGAGCUUUCCGAACAGGUAACAGGGGACCACGCUCAGGCGCCACCCCCUGGACCCACCAUCACCAUGGAGACAGCCAUCAAUCAGGACAUUCUGCAGCAAGCCUUGGAGAACAGUGGCCUCAGUGCCAUCCCAGUUCAGCCUGACACUCAGACCAGCGCAGGCUCAAGGCCCGAGACUGAAACUGCGACUCCGGCUACAGGGUGCACUGACACACCCAGCCAGAAACCAGCUGUGCCCCAAAAACUGCUGAAGAAGGAGAAGAGAAGCAUCUUCAAAAAACCUAUACAGAUGCCCGGCACCAUCAGAGAGGAGCGCGGGGUGCGUUGGCACGGUUGCCCAUACUGCUCUAAAGAGUUUAAAAAGCCCAGUGACCUGGUGCGGCACAUCCGCAUACACACACAUGAGAAGCCGUAUAAGUGUAAGCAGUGUUUCAGAGCCUUUGCUGUGAAGAGCACGCUCACUGCACACAUGAAAAUACACACAGGCAUCAAAGCCUUCCAGUGCCAGUACUGCAUGAAGUGCUUCUCCACAUCCGGCAGCAUGAAGGUCCACAUGAGACUGCACACAGGAGUGCGGCCAUUCCCCUGUCCUCACUGUGAUAAGAUCUUUCGGACGUCAGGCCACAGAAAGACCCACAUUGCCUCGCAUUUCAAAAACAUUCAGCAGAAAAAACAUAAAUUCCCCCGGAAACCCCAUCGAGCCCGAGCAGCCAAAAGCAGCCUUCCACUGCCAGAUAUACCGCUACAGGAGCCAAUACUGAUUACUGACCUGGGGCUCAUGCAAAACCAAAACCCGCGGGCUGCUCUCCAGCAGUACCUGGAAAUGGUGGAUAAUGACCGGCCAUACAAGUGCACUUUCUGCAGCAAAGCCUACAAAAAGUCCAGCCAUCUCAAGCAACACGUCAGGUCACAUACUGGAGAGCGGCCAUAUAAGUGUGUGCAGUGCAGUAAAGGCUUUGCAUCGUCUGGCGUAUUGAAGGCUCAUAUUCGCACACACUCUGGCCUGAAGGCAUAUAAGUGCCUGCUGUGUGACACCACCUUCACCACCAAUGGCAGCCUGCGCCGUCAUAUGACCACACACAGCGACAUCCGGCCAUACAUGUGCCCCUACUGCCAAAAAACCUUCAAAUCAUCACCCAACUGCAGAAAACACAUGAAAACACACAGGUUUGAAUUGGCUCAGCAACUCCGACAGCAGGGCUCAGCUGAGGCUCAACCUCUGGAAGACCCCAUGGGCGUUGCAGGCACUGUGGAAGACCAGAUGGGUGGGACCAAUUCUGUGAAGGACCCGAUGAGCAGUGCUAACACAGUGGAAGACCCGAUGAGCGGUACCAGAACUGUAGCACAUGACCUGCAGGUAGAGAUGCAGGUGGGGCCGACAGGACUAACUCAGCCCACUUCUGCCAUGGGGGCGGAGCCUCAGGCAAUGCUGCAGGUGGUGGGUGGUGUCCAGCAGGUGGCACUGCAGACACAGCUGGGAGAGGGAACUCUGGUGCAGGAUGCUGACACGUUUGUGAGCACACAGCACAUCAGCCAGUAUGAAACACCAGCUCUUCCACAGCCUGCAUAUGACCAGCCAGCACUGACACAAGCUUUCUCCAUCUCUGAAGGUUUUUCCCAGCAGCCCUCACUCUCGGCCGUGCAGCAGCUCCAAGAUUCGAGUACCCUGGAGUCACAGGCACUUACCUCAACAUACCACACGCAAAGUUUACUGACCACUGAGACUGCUGGUUUACUGCAGGAGUCGACUGAGGGGCAGCUGCAUUUGAUCAGGCAGACACAGCAGUACCAGGAUGAAGAGGAGAGCAACAGGAGAGCCUACAGGUGCAGUAUGUGUGAUAAAGGCUUUAAGAAGUCUAGCCACCUGAAGCAGCAUGUUCGCUCACACACUGGCGAGAAACCAUACAGGUGUAACCUCUGUGGCCGGAGCUUCGUUUCUGCAGGAGUUCUCAAAUCCCACCUAAAUACACACACAGGUGUGAAAGCUUUUAAAUGUAAUGUGUGUGACUCCUCGUUCACCACUAAUGGUAGUCUGAAUCGGCAUAUGAUCAUCCAUCUUAACACCAAGCCCUUCAAGUGCUCUCUGUGUGAAGAAAGCUUCCGCACACACUUGUUACGCAGGAAACACAUGAAGCUUUUCCAUGCCAUCGGGCCCAGAGUGCUGGAUGGAGAAGAAGCAUGUGAGGAGGACUCUGGUGCAGAGCAUUCUGUGAUGAAGAGAAAUCGGGCAGGCAUUAUCACUUUUACAGAAGAGCAGACAGCUGAGCUGGCCAAGAGGGAUCCAGGAGAUGACGCCUCUGUCUCUGAGAAGGUUCUUGUCCAGUCAGCCGCAGAGCGGGACCGCAUCAGUGAGAUGAAAGACAAGGCUGUGGUUUUGGACCUGGAGCCCAAAUUUGCCAAUCGCUGCCAGUACUGCCCAAAAAGCUUCAAAAAGCCCAGCGACCUGGUCAGACACAUCCGGAUCCACACGGGAGAGAAGCCAUAUAAGUGUGACGAGUGUGGGAAAAGUUUCACAGUGAAAUCAACGCUGGACUGCCAUGUGAAGACACAUACAGGUCAGAAGCUGUUUAACUGUCACAUGUGCAACACAUCAUUCUCUACUAAGGGCAGUCUGAAGGUACACAUGCGUCUGCACACCGGAUCCAAACCUUUCAAGUGUCCGUACUGUGAUCUGCGCUUUCGUACAUCUGGCCAUCGCAAAACACACAUCCAGUGCCACCUGCGACAGGGCAUCGAGGGCAGGAAAAUGAGGCGGGGAGGCGAGAGGACUGCGGGUUCUGCCAGUCAGAACCAGCCUCAGGGCCAGGCUCCUUCAGGGCAGCAGGGUUCUGCAGCCCCAGAAACACUGCCCCCUGUUGGCCUGCUGCAUACUGCACCCACAGACCCCAGCAUCUACAUCCCUACCAAUCCCGUCCUCACCGGCCAGUACGAACAGACCCUGCUGCAGCAAGGCAUCGUGGGACAGGCCAUACUGCCUGCCACCAUGUCAGCUGGUGGUGAUCUGACAGUCUCUCUGACUGAAGGUUUAGCCACUUUAGAGGGAAUUCAACUACAACUCGCUCCAGCGAGCCUCCUCUGCCCUAACGUACAGAUCUCCGGAAUAGACACAACAAAUAUCAACAACAUUACACUACAGAUUGACUCCAGUAUUCUUCAGCAGACCCUUCAGCAGAGUGGUUUACUUUCACACACUCUAAGUGGAGAUUCUCAAACACAUUCUGCUACACACCUGCUGGCAACUACCGGUGAAGCUUCAGUUCCAGCCAAUGUCGUCAUCCAGCCAGUCAACAGCCUACCUCUACAGAACCCACCAACUCCAGCCAGCGUUGCCAUUGGCAACCUCACUGAGCAAGACAACACAGGCUCAGAGCAGUUGGCCCAGGUUGUUGGGGGUGGGGCUGGGGGUCCGGAGAUCACUCUCACCAUCAGCAACUCCAGCCUCACCCAAGCUCUUACACACCCCCACACACACUCCGCCAACACACCAGCCAGCAGCAACCAGGAGAUCACACUUACUAUAUCAGGUCAAGAUCUGCUGGCCCAGUCCUGUGGGAAUGCUGGAGCAGAAGUAAGUGGGGCAUUGAGACUGACUACAGCUCAUACCAGUGUCAGCUCUGAGCAGCUCCUCCCACACAGUCCUGCCCCCGCUGGCAUGGCAGUUACGACGCUGGCUCCCAGCACCUCUCUCCCCCAGAACCUUGUGAUGUCAUCAGCAGGCGUGGCCAGUGAUGGCAGUGUCACACUCACCCUUGCAGACACACAGAUGCUGGAUACAGUCACACUCAACCUGAACUCACAGGGUCAGCAGUUUCCAGCUGUGACUGAGCAGGGGUCAGCAGUGCAGCCAGCCAACAACACACAGCAGGUCAUACUGGUUGGCCACCCAGCAGAAAACACACCACAUCAGGAGGGACUCAAGAUUGUGGAAGGCCAGGCUGAAGUGAAGGGGUCAGAGGUGGAUGUCCAGCUGAAUCAGUGUUUUUACUGCAGUCAGACUUUACCCACGGCAAACGCUCUGCGCCGCCACUGCAGGACCAUGCACGGCAAGGAGCGCUGCCAUGUGUGCCGUGUGUGCAGCAAAGCCUUUAAACGUGCAACACACCUCAAGGAGCAUGAGUUUGUUCACCUGAAUGGACCCACUUUGAGCUCUCAGAAGCCGCGUGUAUUUAAAUGCUCCAGCUGUGACAAAGCCUUUGCCAAACCCAGCCAACUGGAGAGACACAUCCGCACACAUACAGGUGAACGACCCUUUAAGUGUUCGCAGUGUGACAAGGCAUUCAACCAGAAGAGCGCGCUACAAGUCCACACAGUCAAACACACAGGCGAGAAACCUUACAAGUGUGAGGUGUGUACCAUCAGCUUCACACAGAAAAGCAACAUGAAGCUGCACAUGAAGAGAUCACAUGGCUAUGGUAAACAAACGGAUGCAGAACGAGAUGUGGGCAGAGAGCAGGAAUGUGUGCCUGAACCACCACAGGCCACAUCAUCAAGAGAUGAAACCUCAGCAGAACUGGAACCAGCUGGAGAUUGGCAGUGUCCAAUUCCCAGCGUCUUCCCAUAAACAAUAAGUACACAUACUCUACAUAGAAUAAUCCUCUGCACAUUCUAAUGCACAAUUACUGUUUAUUUGCUGAAUAAAACAUAAAACUUAAAAUAUGGCCUGUGCAAAAAGCACAUUUCAGUAUGUUAAACUCCAUAUUGCCAUGUUUGUUUUUUCUCUGUAGAGUAUGUGUUAAUCAAUUUUCACUUAGAAAAUCAACAGAACAUGUGAUUUGAUCAGAGGGGUAGCCUUGUGUUAAAUUAGCAGACUGACACUGCAGCUCCCCUUAGCCCAAGCUAAAUGACCCUCUCUGUAAAGCACUCUUGAAGAAGUCUCUAUGGAUCCAAAAGGCUACAGCAGUUCUGGUAUGUCAGCAUCCUUUUCCUUUUUCAAUCUUGGGUUCGCAUACCCCCACCCCAACUUUAAACACAGUACCUGUUCUGCUUGUUUGAGUUUCUGUGUGCACUGAAAAGUGAAAACAGCCAGAAAGAUUUUCUUUAAAAACUCGAUGUAAUUGAAUUAUAGUUGUAUAAAGUGUUUUUUAACUAGUAAACUUAAAUGUAAAUAGAUUCUGGAUGUAGAACCAGCUAACUGAAGUUUUCAUUGUCAGCUAUGUUUAACUGAUGGCUUUGUCGGUGUAUAAAGUUUAAGCUGUAUACUUUGUGGCAUACAUGUAUUUUGUAAUGUUCAGAAGUAUUUAAGAAUAAAUUUUUUUUAAGCAA